UUUUUCAAAGGUGAAGAAUUCAUCAACCAAAAAAAAAAAAAAAGAAGGCUAAUUGAGCUAUUGUGGAGAUCUGGGAUAUAUUGCAUUUGUUAUGCCCAAUGAGGACCUUUUUUCCAUCUGAAUCUUGUAAAGAAACACAUUUAAAUGCUUUGAAUCCACAAUCAUGGCUGCAAGUUGAAAGAGGAAAGCUUUCGAAAGUCUUGCCUCACUCGCCAUCUUCUUUAGAAUCUUUAAUCAAAGUGCCCGAUCCACCUAUUCUCCCUUUUUUUAAACCGGUUGAUUAUGUAGAAGUUUUAGCUCAAAUUCACAAAGAACUUGAAUCAUGUCCCUCAAAUGAGCGCCCAAAUCUUUAUUUGUUACAAUUUCAAGUCUUCAAAGGUCUCGGUGAUGUUAAAUUAAUGAGGAGAAGCCUUAGGCUGGCUUGGCUCAAAGCAAGUACGGUUCAUGAAAAGCUCGUUUUCGGGGCAUGGUUAAAGUAUGAAAAACGAGGUGAAGAGCUGAUAUCCGAUUUGCUCUCCUCUUGUGGUAAAUGUGCAAAAGAGUUUGGAAUGAUUGACAUCGGUUCUGAGCUUCCAUCUAUAGUAAACCCUUGUUUUUUUGAUGGGGCAGUGAUGAACCAAAAUAGUUAUUUAUCGGGUACAGUCUCAUUUCAAAUAGGGGAUGAAAAAAUAACGUGUGAUAGACAAAAGAUGGCGGCCCUUUCACCUCCAUUCUUUUCUAUGCUUAAUGGGUGUUUUCUAGAAUCAUCUUCCGAGGACAUAGAUUUGUCAAAAAAUGAUAUUUCAUCAGAAGGUAUGAAGGUGAUUCGUGAUUUUACCUCAACAGGCAUUUUACCAGAUUUACACACAGAUCUUUUACUAGAAAUCAUGGUGUUCUCAAGUAAAUUUUGUUGUGAGAGCCUCAAAGAUUCUUGUGAUAGGAAGCUCGCGGGGCUUGUUUCUUCAAGAAACGAUGCGGUUGAACUUCUGGAAUAUGCUCUUGAAGAAAAUUGUCCAGUUCUUGCUGGUUCAUGUUUGCAAGUUUUCCUCCAAGAACUUCCGGAUUCUCUUAAUGAUGACCGCGUUGUUGACUUGUUAACUAGUGUUAACGGUUUGCAUAGAUCGAUUAUGGUGGGAUCCGCGUCAUUUUCACUUUUCUGUUUAUUGAGUCAAGUUUCUAUGGAUCUUGAUCCAGGAUCUGAUAAAUCCGCUCUAUUUUUGGAACAAUUAGUGGACUCUUCAGAAAAUAGUCGGCAGAAAAUGGUGGCUUUUCACAUGUUAGGAUGUGUGAAGUUACUCAAAAAGGAAUAUGACGAGGCGGAAAGAUAUUUUGAGGCUGCAUUGACCGAAGGGCACAUUUAUUCUGUCACGGGGUUGACAAGAAUAGGUCAGAUUAAGGGCAAAAAGCUCGAGUCUUACAUGAAACUUAGCUCAGUUAUUUCUACUUACACCCCCCUUGGUUGGAUGUACCAAGAACGAUCUUUAUACUUGGAAAACGAUGAAAAAAGAUGGGAAGAUCUUGAGAAAGCAAGCGAAUUGGAUCCUACGCUAACAUACCCCUAUAUGUACCGUGCAGCUUCUUUAAUGAAGAAACAAAAUGAUCAAGAUGCAAUGGCAGAAAUAAACAAGAUUCUUGGUUUUAAACUCGCUGUUGAAUGUUUGGAAUUGAGGUUUUGUUUUUAUUUAGUUCUUGAAGAUUAUCAAUCGGCCAUUUGUGAUGUUCAGGCAAUUCUAACUAUUAGUCCAGAUUAUCGGAUGUUUGAAGGCCGGGUGCCUGCUACACAAUUUCAAACUCUUGUUCAAGAGCACGUUCCAAGUUGGACAACUGCGGAUUGUUGGUUACAGUUGUAUGAUAGGUGGUCUGCUGUCGAUGAUAUUGGAUCGCUUUCUGUAAUAUAUCAAAUGCUCGAGUCUGAAACGGCUAAAGGGGUUUUAUAUUUCAGACAGUCUUUGCUACUCCUCAGGUUAAAUUGUCCGGAAGCAGCAAUGCGAAGUUUACAGUUAGCUCGCCAGCAUGCAUCAACGGAACAUGAACGGUUAGUUUAUGAGGGGUGGAUAUUGUAUGAUACGGGCCAUUGUGACGAAGGGUUAACGAAAGCUGAAGAGUCCAUUAACCUGAAUAGAUCUUUUGAAGCCUUCUUUCUGAAAGCAUAUGCCUUGGCUGAUUCUAGCCAGGAUCCUACUUGUUCUUCCAUGGUUGUAGCACUUCUUCAAGAUGCCCUCAAGUGCCCUUCUGAUAGGCUUCGUAAAGGCCAGGCAUUGAACAAUCUUGGAAGUGUUUAUGUGGAUUCUGGGAAACUAGACCUUGCAGCUGAUUGUUACAUUAACGCUCUUAAGAUCAGACACACAAGGGCCCACCAGGGACUUGCUCGCGUCCAUUAUCUGAAAAAUGACAAGCCUGCUGCCUAUGAGGAAAUGACAAAAUUGAUUCAAAAGGCACGGAAUAAUGCAUCUGCUUAUGAGAAGAGAUCAGAAUAUUGUGAGCGUGAGCAGACAAAGAUAGAUCUUGAAAUGGUUACUCGUUUAGAUCCUCUUCGGGUUUACCCUUACAGAUAUCGUGCAGCAGUCUUGAUGGACAAUCACAAGGAGAAAGAAGCCAUAGCAGAGCUUUCAAGAGCAAUCGCAUUCAAAGCAGACCUGCAUCUAUUGCAUUUACGUGCAGCAUUCCAUGAACAUAUUGGGGAUGUUGCAGGUGCCAUGCGAGACUGUCGAGCUGCCCUCUCCUUUGACCCGAACCAUCAAGAAAUGCUUGAACUUCGAAGCCGUGUAAACAGCCAAGAACCCUAAUUAUGCAAGAAUAUUAGAAAAGAUUAGAUGCGAAGUGUUACACAAAUGUUGAAGAAAAGUGAUUUUUUGAGUUUGUGUCCGUUGCAAUUGUAACACUUCAUGACUAUUGUAAUCAUUCAAGUUUGUGCCUUAUUAACAGGUCCCUCGGAUUCUUGUCAACUCAUUAAUCUUCCUAAAGUUGUAACUUUGUCCAAAAUUUUGGAGGUACAAUUCACAGCAUGUGAAUUAAUUGUAUGGUGUAAUUUUAUGAAUAUAAUAUGAAGCUUUGAUAUUUCAGGGUA
Erigeron canadensis is the source of this 3046-nucleotide messenger RNA. RefSeq names its product ETO1-like protein 1. Gene Ontology annotation, molecular function: protein binding. Gene Ontology annotation, biological process: negative regulation of ethylene-activated signaling pathway. Bases 99 to 2765 code for a protein of 888 amino acids. The transcript is spliced from 5 exons. NCBI's taxonomy places the organism in Eukaryota, Viridiplantae, Streptophyta, Magnoliopsida, Asterales, Asteraceae. The record is from RefSeq and is a predicted model, not a curated record.